This is a messenger RNA of Pisolithus orientalis, 351 nucleotides long. RefSeq lists its product as uncharacterized. The transcript is spliced from 2 exons. NCBI's taxonomy places the organism in Eukaryota, Fungi, Basidiomycota, Agaricomycetes, Boletales, Pisolithaceae. The record is from RefSeq and is a predicted model, not a curated record. The coding region runs from base 1 to 351 and encodes 116 amino acids.
AUGUGCAAUGAGUGUGCAAAGAUGAAGCAAGGAUGCAAGAAGUCCAGCAAGGGAGCUGGCAAAAGGGCACAGGCUGGUGCAUCAGUAGGUGCAGUGCAAUUGACUAAGGCACUGAAGGCCAGGCCAUCCAAAUGGGCCCACAAUGAUGAUGUGGAGGUGGUCGAGACCCAUGCAUGUGGUAAGGGUAAGGCACCAGUGCAUGGUGGGUUUGAUGGCAAGACCACCUUGGAUAUCUUGCAAGCCCUCAGGAUGGUCAGGGCCAAGGCUGUGGCUGUGCAUGCAGCCAACCUUCGCCUUCAGGUCCACAUCAAGCAGCUCUUGGAGGCUCUGGAAAAGCUGGGAGUAGAGUAG